Gregarina niphandrodes is the source of this 2112-nucleotide messenger RNA. RefSeq lists its product as hypothetical. The coding region runs from base 1 to 2112 and encodes 703 amino acids. NCBI's taxonomy places the organism in Eukaryota, Apicomplexa, Conoidasida, Eugregarinorida, Gregarinidae. The transcript has a single exon. The record is from RefSeq and is a predicted model, not a curated record.
AUGAUGGCCCCUGUGGCACACACUGCGACCCCGAUCGUCGCACAACAUGGAGAAAACGAUGUUCCUGGAAACGAGAUUCCCAACUCAGCACUGUACAGUGUCUACUAUUACAGACACACGGCGCGACACAAUGACCGACACUUGUUUUGCUACGGCUCGCUCACCCGGCCGUCUCCGCGAGUCGGUAACAUCACCCCGGGCGCCACGGCGGAAUACUUUUAUGGACGUAACCAGUGCGGCACUGCGGAACAGAGGAACGGUCCGGCUGAUGGGAGGUACGGUCCGGCUGAUGGGAGGUACGGUCCGGCUGAUGGGAGGUACGGUCCGGCUGAAGGGAGGUACGGCACGGGUGAACGGAGGUUGUACCCAAUCGCGAGCAGCUGCAACUUCACUCCGCAGCAGCGACUCCUCCAGGGCUCCCGCAAGGCGGCUGAGCCCCUCCAGGCGGCGAGAGCGGGGACCCCAAGGGCGGGGACCCCGAGAGGGGGAGCUAGUCCUCGAGGGAGGUCCCCUCGAGGCGGCCUCCCUCGAGGGGGAAGCAUGUUACCAAUCCACAUGUUCGGGUCGCCGAGGUCGGAGCCGCUGGGAGGCGACCUUGCGGCGGAAUCGUCGUUUUCCACCGAACCCUACUCCGAGCUGAUAGGCGACUACUCUCGCAGACGGCGGAAACCCUCGACCCUGUGUUACGGGUUCCUACAAGGCGAUCAGCCGACUUGGGCCGCCCCUUUAGACAGGUCAACGUGCGACCGCACACCGGGAGGGUUGCAGCAGAGCGGGACGCAGCAUGGACCUGUGCAACAAGUCGGGGUGCAACAGGGGUCGAUACAGCUGGGAGCAGUUUUGCAGCAGGGACUCCUACGAUGCGGAGUGCACCCGUCAUGGGCUGCCUUUCCUCAAGAGCCAGCCGCGACGUCGCCACGGCAGCGGGCCGGCGGUCGAACGCGGAAGAGGAGUCGCGAAGGGGGUCUGGAAGAGCCGUGUUCGAGACAAGGGUCUCUACCGCGUCGGAGUACACUAGCUCCUGGGGGCAUGGAGCGCGGAGAGGCAACACUCUCCAGCGAUGAUCUUCGAACCCACGACGUGUGGUUUGCGAUGGAAGAAGAUGGUCCUAAGAAGAAGUCCGUCGCCUUACGGACGCUACGAACAAACAGCCGCACAGUUGUCGGUCUGAGUACCGCUGCCACCAGCAUCGAGUCUUGCGACACGGACAGCUCGGCUAUAGAACUUUCCGAGUUGGUUACUCAAAGCUCUCCGGUCUCGGAAGCGCACGGAGUCGCUCCCGUCUCUCCAGUUGCCGUCGGACGAGAGCAGUGCUCCAGACGGACCACUUGUCCAGAAACCAUGAGCAGAUGCACCCUGCCGCUGGUCAGAGAGGUGCUGAGCGAGGGACCAGCGACCAGCGAAAGACGAGCACUAACAACUGAGCACGCAAACUCGAGUCGACAAGACCAACAUCAAUCUCCUCCCCAUAGUACCCGGUGUACCUCCCGGAUAAACAGUCCGCGUCUGGAUAAACAACCCGGGGGCCUUCCCGGCCUUAACCAGAGUCUUACUCAGAAUUUCAACCGGAGUUCCAACAAACUGUGUCUUAGUCCUCCAAACGCCUUUAGGUAUGCGGGUCCAAGUCCGGGGUGUCCAAGUCUGUCCAGGGCAAGUACUGGGCUUGGAUAUCCGGUUCUGGGAUACACGAGCACUCGAGGCCCCGACUGUCCGUGGGCGCCCUCGCUGGCUACGCCGAUCUCGUCCAACGAAGUCGAGCGUCGAGUGGCACAGCGUCGCCUACACGCUCAAGACGUGUCGGAACAGGAGAUUGCAGCAAGCGAUGCCACCACCGGAAGCCGGAGCCGGCGUCUACUCAGUAGCAGGCGCGCCUUCAGUUCCGCUGGCACUUACUUCUCUCCAAGCCGCGGCCCCCCGUCUAUGAAGGCUAGUCAACUCGGCAGCUACUGCACGAGCGAGGUCAUUGCUGGACCCCACAGAGAAAAUCCGGGGGACAUCACCACAGCCACAUCUACGAGUGGUUCUUCCGUGGCGCUGGCCCAGAUCCCGGCUCAGACGCAGGCCAAGUCGACGGUUGAACAAUCUUCUCCACCUCGUGAGUCAGCGCACUAA